CAGAUCGACCAGCAGCAGCCUCUGUGCUGUGGUAAAAGCCUCCUCGUUCCAAUCCAGGUCGUCGCCGACGACUUGCCAUGGUCUGGGGAAAAGUCCAACUGCCGGCGCGCCCUUGGUGCAGUGCAGGCAGAAGUAGUCAACCGAACAACAUAUAAAAAUGCAAGCGACCGCGCCGUCCAAUUGAAGACUCGCGCCGUGCGUAUCGCCCCGAAGCUUGGUGCCGAUGGCGACCACGCCGACGCAGCGCUACGCGGCGGGGGCGCUGCUGGCGCUCGCGCUCCGCCAAGCGCAGAUCCACCAGUCCGCCCCACUCGGCGGCUCCCCCGGCGACGACGAGGAGCGCGCCAGUAGCGCCAGCGGCAGCUCCUCCAACGGCAGCAGCGUCGGGGACGCCGCCUCCGACGCCGACCUCUGGACGCACGACUCCCGCGGCCUCCUCCGCCCCGUCUUCAGGUUCCUGGAGAUCGACCCCAGGGCGUGGGCUGGGCUGGAGGAGACUUCGGCGUCGCCUGAGGCCAAGCAUCACAUCGGAGCGUUUCUGAGGAUAAUCUUUGAAGAAGAUGGUGAAAGUUCUUCGGACAGAUCACAACAGGAACUUGCCUUGGCAAAAUCAGUUGAUGUGAUGGUAAUGAGUCUGGGUAAUGACACAGUAUCAGAUGAGACAAAUGAAGAGGACAGUCAAGAUCCCACAACUUGUAGCUCCGAAACGGCUGAAUCCUCAGAAGCAGGCUCUUCUGAGAACUUGCUUGGAGUUGACAAGUUGUCCUUAGAUGACGUUCCUGCUGACAAUCACCGGAAGAUGGCAUUGCUCUACAUGCUUCUCUCUGCCUGUGUGGCUGAUAAACCUGUAUUGCAAGAGGAAGAGGACAGGAAAUCUUCUCACUUCAGGAAGGGCUAUGAUGCUCGGCAUCGUGUUGCUCUCCGUUUGCUAGCUACAUGGCUUGAUGUGAAGUGGAUCAAAAUGGAAGCUAUGGAGGUAAUGGUCGCAUGCUCUGCCAUGGCUGCAGCCAAAGAGCAAGAACAAAAACGAGAAAAUGCAUCACCGAAAAGCAAAUGGGAAAAAUGGAAGCGUGGGGGAAUUAUUGGAGCAGCUGCCUUGACUGGUGGAGCGUUGCUGGCUAUUACAGGGGGUUUAGCUGCACCAGCUAUUGCUGCAGGAUUUGGUGCUCUAGCUCCAACACUCGGCACACUUGUCCCUUUUAUAGGAGCUAGUGGAUUUGCUGCUAUGGCUGCUGCAGCAGGAUCUGUUGCUGGCUCUGUGGCAGUUGCUGCCUCAUUUGGAGCCGCUGGGGCUGGCUUGACGGGGAGCAAAAUGGCGAGGCGAAUUGGAAGUGUGAAAGAAUUUGAGUUCAAACCUAUUGGUGACAACCACAAUCAGGGUCGCCUUGCGGUUGGUAUCUUGGUUUCUGGAUUUGCUUUUGACAAGGACGACUUCCGCAGACCUUGGGAAGGAUGGAAGGAUAACCUAGAGAAGUACAUCCUUCAAUGGGAGUCUAAGCAUAUAAUUGCAGUGAGUACAGCAAUACAGGAUUGGCUGACAUCAAGACUUGCAAUGGAAUUGAUGAAGCAAGGUGCAAUGAGAACUGUCCUAAGUGGCCUUCUUGCAGCAUUUGCUUGGCCUGCUACAUUGCUUGCAGCUACAGAUUUUAUUGAUAGUAAAUGGUCCAUUGCCAUUGACAGAUCAGAUAAGGCAGGAAAAAUGCUUGCUGAAGUGCUUCUAAAGGGUCUGCAAGGGAACAGGCCCGUGACUCUUGUUGGGUUUUCGCUGGGGGCACGUGUUAUCUUCAAGUGUUUACAGGAGCUAGCUUUAUCAAGUGAUAAUGAGGGACUAGUUGAGAGGGUUGUACUCCUAGGCGCACCAGUUUCAGUGAAGGGUGAGCUGUGGGAGCCUGCCAGGAAGAUGGUUGCUGGAAGAUUUGUGAAUGUGUACUCCAGAGAUGACUGGAUUCUGGGUGUUACCUUUCGUGCAAGCCUGCUAACCCAAGGAUUGGCUGGCAUCCAGGCCGUUGAUGUUCCUGGUGUCGAAAAUGUUGAUGUUACCGAGCUUGUUGAUGGCCAUUCGUCCUACCUGUCAGCUGCCCAACAGAUCCUGGAACAUCUUGAAUUAAAUACAUACUAUCCUGUUUUCAUCCCCCUACCGGCAGUCAGCAAAUAACAGAUGUACCAGUUGCAUAGUAGCAGGUUUGAGAGAAGAUUGUGCAUAUCCUACGGUAAAGAACUUCUGAAUUUACUAAAUAUGUAACUGUUAUUGAGAGUUGAGACGACAAACUAAAGGAAGCUAACCGUAACCAGCGACGUAUUUCUGACCGUAUCGACAAAAUCGUCAUUUUCUGC
Phragmites australis (common reed) is the source of this 2334-nucleotide messenger RNA. RefSeq lists its product as uncharacterized. Bases 224 to 2155 code for a protein of 643 amino acids. The record is from RefSeq and is a predicted model, not a curated record. NCBI's taxonomy places the organism in Eukaryota, Viridiplantae, Streptophyta, Magnoliopsida, Poales, Poaceae. The transcript is spliced from 15 exons.